This is a messenger RNA of Glycine soja, 1192 nucleotides long. RefSeq names its product soluble inorganic pyrophosphatase 4-like. Lineage: Eukaryota; Viridiplantae; Streptophyta; Magnoliopsida; Fabales; Fabaceae. The record is from RefSeq and is a predicted model, not a curated record. Gene Ontology annotation, cellular component: cytoplasm. The transcript is spliced from 11 exons. Gene Ontology annotation, biological process: phosphate-containing compound metabolic process. Gene Ontology annotation, molecular function: magnesium ion binding; inorganic diphosphate phosphatase activity. Bases 191 to 886 code for a protein of 231 amino acids.
AAGGUAAGAAUUUUGUCGCUAGUUGAGUAUCCUUUUUCUUAUUCCUUUGCACUUUUAUUUGUGCUCGUUCUUCUUCUUUCCUUUACACAGAACAACAGUAGCAAGCAGAGCCCCAAGAUCUGUGUUUGAACCUUCACUUGUGUUUCCUUCCUUCUGCAGACGAGCUUCACCUUGCGCCGAAGGGCCACAGAUGGUUGAAACCGAUAUGGAUGCCGAAACUGUUGCAAAUGUGGUUCCACCAAAGGAGACUCCAAACAGUGUUCCCAUCUCUUAUCAUUCCUCACACUCACACCCUCCUCUUAAUGAGAGGAUUAUUUCAUCCAUGACCAGAAGAUCUGUUGCUGCACACCCGUGGCACGACCUUGAGAUAGGGCCUGGUGCUCCAACGAUCUUCAAUUGUGUGAUUGAGAUUGGGAAAGGGAGCAAGGUGAAAUAUGAACUGGACAAAAAAUCGGGGCUUAUCAAGAUCGACCGUGUUCUUUACUCAUCAGUUGUGUAUCCUCACAAUUAUGGGUUUAUCCCACGUACUAUUUGUGAGGACAGUGAUCCCCUGGAUGUCUUGAUUAUUAUGCAGGAGCCGGUUCUUCCAGGUUGCUUUCUUCGGGCCAAAGCAAUUGGUCUCAUGCCCAUGAUUGAUCAGGGGGAGAAAGAUGAUAAGAUAAUUGCUGUCUGUGCUGAUGAUCCCGAGUAUCGACAUUACAAUGAUAUCAAGGAGCUUCCUCCACAUCGUUUAGCUGAAAUUCGUCGUUUUUUUGAAGACUACAAGAAGAAUGAAAACAAGGAAGUCGCAGUAAACGACUUUUUGCCUGCCUCAGCUGCUUUCGAAGCGGUUAAUAGAUCCAUGAGCUUGUAUGCGGACUACAUAGUGGAGAGCUUGAGACGGUAGUCGUUGAUGAAUGAUGCACGUCAAGGAUUUUUAACUGACGGACCAAUGGAAGAUGUUUGCUUGAAAAAAGGCUGCAUUAUCAAUAUUAUGUAGGAAUAAAAAAAAACAUUUUACUUUAGCUGCCUCUUAGCUCAUGCAUGUUCUACAAACUACACGUGCUUAAUUUCAAAUAUGUCAUCCCUGCAAUAUCAAAUGUACCUGCCUCUUAUAGCACAUGCACAAUCCAAUAUCAAAUGUUUUAAUCCUGUAUAAUUUUAUAUUCUCACCCUUUCUAUUAGAAAGAGUGUAAUGGUUUUUUAUAUUAUU